AUGAAGUUCCUACUUGGAGCGGCCUGGACCGUUUUGGCCUCCUCCGCCCUGGUCUCAGCCCAGACAUACACGGAUUGUAACCCGCUCAAAACGACGUGUCCUGCAGACCCUGCUCUAGGCAAAGCAGACCAAUCUUUCGAUUUCACCUCGGGCGCCUCGUCGGAGUUUACGGCAUCAGGAACGGUCACCUACGAUAGCACCAAUGGCGCGACAUUCACCAUUUCCAAGCAAGGCGAUGGGCCUUUAAUCCAGUCAAACUGGUACAUCAUGUUUGGCCGGGUGGAAUACACGAUCAAGGCUGCGCGAGGAACGGGAAUCGUGAGCAGCGCCGUGUUGCAAUCGGACGAUUUGGACGAAAUCGAUUGGGAAUGGCUGGGCGGCAAUAAUGCCCAGGUCCAGACCAACUAUUUCGGCAAGGGAGAUACCAGCACCUAUGACCGUGGCGCCUAUCAUGACAACACUGGGAACCAUGACAAUUUCCACACCUACUCCGUGGAUUGGACCAGCAGCCAAGUUGUCUGGGCGAUUGAUGGCACAACAGUUCGCGUGCUCACCCCUUCAACCGCAGACACUAACCAGUACCCCCAAACUCCCAUGAUGAUUAAGGUCGGAGUCUGGGCUGGCGGUGAUCCAAGUAACGCUCAGGGUGUGAUUGACUGGGCUGGCGGCGAGACCGAUUACAGUGACGGCCCGUUUCACAUGUACCUGAAGUCAAUGACUGUGACCGACUACUCGACUGGCACCUCGUACAGCUACGGGGACCAGUCCGGCACGUGGGAGUCCAUCACUGCCGAUGGAGGUAAGGUCAAUGGCAACAGUGCCGAUGAACCAACCUCAACUGAAUCAGCCCCCGCCAUUACGUCUACCGUGGAUAGUGUUCCCAUCCCCUGGAGUGGAACCCAUAAGGAGACUUCCAGUUUCGUCGCCCCCGAUAUCUGGCCGUUUGUUUCUACAGGCUCGCCCACAUCAUCCAGUAGUCUGUACACUAAUUACGACUCUGGAUCUAGCUGGGUUCAGCCACCCGGCGGGGGUUCAGUGAGUGAGCUCUCCCCAACACCCUUCAACACACCCCUGGGAUGCACAACUAAGACAGGCCCUUUGCCCUCGCAGUCUAUCUCCCGCUUUACAUCAGCGUCCUCGGUUUCUUCGUCGGCUGUCUCUUCCCUCUCUGGCACUGAAGGCACUUUCCGAAACGUGACCCGACACGCAACUAUAACCUCCACAUCGAAGACCAAGACCAGAACGAGAACCACGGCGACCGAAACCGACGAAUUUACCACUGGUAGUCAGCCUACUCCAACGGGUGAUGCUCCUUCUGAUAUCGCUCCUUCA
Molecule: messenger RNA, 1332 nt
Organism: Penicillium macrosclerotiorum
Lineage: Eukaryota; Fungi; Ascomycota; Eurotiomycetes; Eurotiales; Aspergillaceae
Product: glycoside hydrolase family 16 protein
Exons: 3
Biological process (GO): carbohydrate metabolic process; fungal-type cell wall organization
Cellular component (GO): fungal-type cell wall
Molecular function (GO): hydrolase activity, hydrolyzing O-glycosyl compounds; glycosyltransferase activity
Source: RefSeq, a predicted model, not a curated record